GAAACUAUGAGAUCUCCAGCAUAUCGCAUGUGACAAUGUCCCCCUCGAGACAGAACAACUUUGUGUCAAUGUUGUCUUCUUUGCCCCUGUCCAGAAGCUCCUACAAUGUGAUAUGUGCCUUUUGCACAGAGGAUAAUAUGCCUCAGUGCAUGUCAUACAUUAAUCAGGAGCUUGACUCACUGGGCCUCUGCUCCCCACGUAUUGAGGCCAGCUCACCAGGGGGAGCUGGUCUGAACACAGUGCCAGCUCUGAACGCCAUGUAUGAGCUAAUGCAGAUUCACCGACGCAAUAUGUGCACUUUAGAAGAGCUUGAGAACGAUCAGCUGAAGAAAUCCAGCACCUUGGACCACAUGCAGAUGAACAAUUCCAGACUCAAGGAUCAGUUGGAACUGUCCAUAAGGGAGAAAUCGGGUCUACAUGAGACGGAGAGGCAGCUACAACUCAAAAUUAAGACUUUGCAGAGCUGCUUGAAAACAGAAAAAGAUGAGGUUCAGAAGCUGCAGAGUAUCAUUGCCAGCCGUGCCUCUCAGUACAGUCAUGAUGCCAAGAGAAAAGAAAGGGAAGCGGCAAAGCUCAAGGAACGCCUCGGCCAGCUACUGGUCGACAGAAAGGAUAAGAAACUAGCUCUGGAUGUACUGAAUAGUUUGGGACGUUCAGAUGGAAAAAGGAGCCACUGGAAGACCGCAAAAACGACAACAAGCCACGAGGAUGAGAUGUACAAGUCGUUGCUCAAUGACUACGAGGUGAGUCAGAGGUCCUUGUUGCUGGAGAACGCUGAGCUUAAGAAAGUCCUCCAGCAGAUGAAGAAGGAGAUGAUACAUAUCCUGAGUCCACGCCUGCCUUCUACCAGAGGAGCCGCUGCUGAGAACAGUCGGGAGCAGGCUGAUUCAGAUGGGGAGGAGAAAGCGGGUGACACUAGCAGGGAAACUCUGGACCAAUCCUGUGAGCAUGCCAGGGAGCAGCUCACCAACAGCAUCCGCCAGCAGUGGAGGAAACUGAGGAACCACAUGGAGAAGUUGGACAGCCAAGCCUCGCUAGUGCAUCAUCAGCUGGAGUCCAAUAAAGAGGUGAUACCAAGGGAAACUCACGAGGAUGAGAUGGAAAGGAUGAGGCGUGAAGUGCAGCAGUGCAAAGAGUUCAUUCAUGCACAGCAACAGCUCCUCCAGCAACAACUCAACACAUCCUUUGAUGAUGAGACGGCAGCUCUUCUUAAUGACUGCUACACACUGGAGGAGAAGGAGCGUCUCAAAGAGGAAUGGAGGCUCUUUGAGGAACAGAAGAGAAACUUUGCGCGGGAGAGAAAGAACUUCACAGAGGCUGCUAUUCGCCUCGGGCGAGAGAAGAAGGCAUUUGAGGAGGACCGUGCCUCUUGGCUCAAGAAUCAAUUUUUGAACAUGACCCCCUUUACAGACCGCAGGAGAUGUUCCUCGUCGGACGGUCAAAGUGCCUUAUCAGUCAGAAGUGAGCCAGAGAUGAGGAUGUCUUCCACGAAAGCUCAGCUGGCCAAGUCAUCAGCCUACGCCACGUUCUCCACUCCGAAGUCUACACAAAGUGCGACUGUGCCAUCCACAACCGAACUUUACCGGACGCUCCGCCUGAUACCAGACAGCAGUUCCUCCCGACAUUCAAAUCGAGGAUCCUGGCAAGAGUCCAACACCAUUGACGAUGGAGAUUUUCGGGUCAAAUCAAACAGAAUUCAAUGUAGGGACUUGAGUAUCUUCUCUUUGGGUGGAGAUGAGAACAGCCUCACUUGAAGAACUUUCAGUGCCUUUCUAAAAAAGAAAAAUCUAUAAUUUCACAGUGGACUUGAGCAAUAUUUCCUGGCUGAAUCCCAUCACAACUGAUGAACACUACUUUUCUUUUUUUUGCAGCAGAAGCAUUUAAGUCACAUCACAUUGUUAUGGACAUGCACUGAUCAUUCACCAAAGCUGAUCAAACAAGAAAGCACUUUAAUGAUUCUGCCAUUGAUCAUGUUUUUCCUUUUUAACAAACAAAUCAACACUGACAGUUCAGAUUUUAAACUAUAUUCAAAGGAGGGUAUCUACCAAGUAGUGAUAUGAACAUAUUGGGGUAAGAAAUCUCUUUUUUACAUGUGGUUUAGUUUUAAUGUGCAAGUUUUAGUUUUGAAAUUAACUUUGAUAAGAUUAAAUAACUAUCUGCUUUGCUGGUAUAAUGGCACAAUAAAGAUAUUUUUAAUGAAA
Molecule: messenger RNA, 2201 nt
Organism: Cottoperca gobio
Lineage: Eukaryota; Metazoa; Chordata; Actinopteri; Perciformes; Bovichtidae
Gene: ssx2ipa
Product: synovial sarcoma, X breakpoint 2 interacting protein a
Exons: 12
Coding region: 36-1754 (572 amino acids)
Biological process (GO): intraciliary transport involved in cilium assembly
Cellular component (GO): ciliary basal body; centriolar satellite
Source: RefSeq, a predicted model, not a curated record